AUGAUUAUUCAGCUUCAAACAAUCAACAGACGAGUAAAUUGGAUUAGUAUUGGGUUAGUUGGGGUUUUGCUAGUUUUACACUGUCAAGCCAGCACCUUAGAAUACUUAGCCAAGACUUUAGACUUCCCUUGGGCCCAAGCCGUACAAGACCUGCUAGACACAAACAGUCUCAGUUCUUAUCACAGCGAGAUAUGUGCAGUAAAUCUACCUAAAGAUCCAUUGACUCCAGCAGCUAAAGAGGCAUUCAACAGAGAUGGAUUCUAUGAACUUCUUUUUGGAGCCAAGUAUGCACACCGGGCCAAGUACACAACAUUCCAACUAGUAAAGCUCUUCCAACCCAACGGAUUAAACUGGAUUGAGCAAAGUCCGGAAAACAUUCUUGAUAUACUUAUGCUGUUUGCCGUACUGAAUCAAAAGAGAAACAUCGAUCAAUUAGUCACAAGCACUAACAAGUUGCCCAUUCAUACUUUCCUUAGCAAUCUCGCUCUACUCAUUUUUAACUACCAAGCAUCCCAUUCCGACUUCACCAAGAAAAUAGAGCUAGUUUGCCUUAAACCCCCACAGCCUACUUCUGAUAAGCAAUCAGCAAAAUCCACCAAUCCCAAACCAUCCACGCCCAUCCCUUUCCUAACAAAUCAGUCUCUUAUCUCUAAUGAGGCAUGUCUUGCCGCCUUACGUACUAGCUCUAUAAUCAACUACGUCCAUCCACUAAACAUACGCCUUCAUAUGCUAGGCAUCAACUACAACUACACCAAAUCAACAAAUGCCUUUAUUGUAUUUAAGCACCUUGCCAACAACGAAGACGAACCUCGCAUCAAAAACUUACCUUUUGUUACUGCAAUCAACCACAACACAUUCCAAACAGCCCACAUCUUACUACAUGCCCAGCCAAAACAUGACUGCACCAUAAUUACAGAUCAGGCCAAUAAGGAAACAUUCACAAAAAUCUUAGGCCAAUUCCGCCAAGGCAUAGACCUAGAUAAGACAUUCAAUUGGAUUAUAACCGAAGAUGACUCCUACAGCGCAAACACAGUUAAAUCUAACCCACAGCCCACAAAGAAAACAAAGCUACUUACACGUCUAAAAGGCAGAUCAACUUAA
Molecule: messenger RNA, 1101 nt
Organism: Nematocida homosporus
Lineage: Eukaryota; Fungi; Microsporidia
Exons: 1
Coding region: 1-1101 (366 amino acids)
Source: RefSeq, a predicted model, not a curated record